Suillus clintonianus is the source of this 2008-nucleotide messenger RNA. RefSeq lists its product as uncharacterized. Bases 208 to 1950 code for a protein of 580 amino acids. The transcript is spliced from 5 exons. The record is from RefSeq and is a predicted model, not a curated record. NCBI's taxonomy places the organism in Eukaryota, Fungi, Basidiomycota, Agaricomycetes, Boletales, Suillaceae.
GGCCAUACCAUAUGUCACCUAGUAGUUAGUACGUGUGCACCCACAUGGGCCUAGCUCUUUUUGCCCACCAGCAAGCAGUGGAUCCGAACCUUGUCCGAGGGGACGAAAUCGUUUAUAUUGGCCCGAGGAAAACCAACCGAUGUUAUCUCGCAUACUUUUUACCCUCUCCUUUUGUCCCAGGAGGACGCAGCUACUGCACUGGCAAGAAUGCCACGUCUAACCUUCGCAGUGCUCGGUAGUUUACAGCUACUCGCUGGUGUAUCAGCUCAAACAUGGUGUAACAAGCACUACAUGGCCAGCCAGCCUAUUGUUCCGCCAGGAGGCAACUUCCCGGUCCUAGCUGUAUCAAAUGACCCACUUCUUGCCUUCCGGUGUGCGGCUGCUAUGAAGCCCUAUUUGGCAGAGGAUGUAGGCACACCUGCAGGCGUCCUCAUUGAUUCACCCGUCGUGUACUCAGAGAUAUUCGGAGCACAGCCAAUUAACCUCCCAUCAGGACCUCUCUCCAGUGCUGGCACAUUGGACGUCACUGUGAGCCUGAACGGCAAGACCCUCGUCAAUGCACUCGUGCCACUCAAUGCUUCUGCAUAUGAGCUAUCGUUCAGCCUUGAUGGAAUAACUCCUCAGAUGACUGCAUACAACCUCUCUUGCGACGCCACUUACAACGCAGCAAGCUCACCUCAGACCUAUAGCGCUUCAGCAGCUCUUUCUGUACUCCCCAAUCCGACCAACAGCUCCGUGACCAAGAUGGAUCUGAGGACUGGAGCACUUCUGGCAAAACCAGCAACCGGGCUGGGUGGAGAGUACGAGCCAAUCUUUCCGAUUGGCUUUUACACGACCUUUGAAUACAUCUCAGCAAAUCUCUCAUUGAUUGAUACGCUGAAGGAACAAGGUUUCAACAUUAUUCAUAUUGUCCCCACGUUCGACAAUACGACUGCCUUUGACAUGGUUCUGGAUCGUAUGCAACAAGUCGGCAUGUACCUCAUGUACGACAUGCGAUUCACAUACAUGAACAACACUUCGGUGAUGGAGGAGGUAAAUGCUAUCAAGUACCGCCCCAACCUCCUUUUAUGGUACACCGGCGACGAACCAGAUGGAACCUCGGACCCACUAAACGCCACGACUAUUGCAUACGACCUCAUUUACAGCCUGGACGGUUAUCAUCCUGUCAGCCUUGUGCUGAAUUGCCAGGACUACGAAUGGACCUCGUACACCGCAGGCACAGAUAUCGUCAUGCAAGAUGUGUACAUGAUCGGAAACAAUGUCACCUGGUCCAACGAGUGGAACACGACUUGCACACCCGACUAUGGUGACUGCGGUUGUGACAAUUGCUUCAGUAUUCCUGCCGGAGAUAGCGCUGCUGUUCCGCCCAACUCCACCUAUUAUGGAACCACUGUUCCCGCAAAUAGCGGUGUCGGUUCUUACUUUGAUAUCAGCGACCGGGUUUCCAGCUUUAAAAAUCGACUGGAAGUGAUGGGAUGGGAACGUACUAAAGCGGUAUGGACUGUCCCUCAAGCUUUUGGCAGCGCGGAGUAUUGGAUGCGCACUCCUUCAGGCGAAGAAUGGGUUGUCCAGAGCAUCAUGGGCAUUAAUCAAGGUGCUCUGGGUGUCGUCCCUUGGGUAGACCCGAACCCCGAAUAUAUCAAGUUGGCAGCAUCCGCGUUCGCGCUGAGCUUGCCGAAGCUCACGCCAUAUAUCUUGAAUGCUUCCUCAAUGCGGAGCAACUAUUUGGUCGGGGGCAUUGACAUUGCUACUUGGACAGCAGGCACUGAGACGCUCGUCCUCGCUACCAAUACCGACUACGUCACCUCGAAGGUGACUUGGACGGGUCUCGGACUUCGUGAUGGUAGUAGUGUUGAAGCUCUGUUCAUAAGCGGAAGUGUUAAGAGCACUGGCAGUGGUUUCACGCUUGGUAGCGUGGCAUCUGCGGCCUUUUUGGUCACACCGAAAUAAUUUCUAGGGCGUUUUGAGGGGUUGAUUUAGAUACCAAAAUGACAUGGACAUUCAUACU